This is a messenger RNA of Rodentolepis nana, 1272 nucleotides long. The record is from the annotation of a GenBank genome assembly. NCBI's taxonomy places the organism in Eukaryota, Metazoa, Platyhelminthes, Cestoda, Cyclophyllidea, Hymenolepididae.
AUGAUGUUUAUACCAAAGUACCGACCGCCAGACGUGUUGCUGGGUUCAACGGAGUACUCAACGCACAUCGAUAUGUGGGGCGUUGGGUGUAUCUUCUUUGAAAUGGCAACUGGUUGGCCUCUUUUCCCUGGCUCCACUGUGGAAGAAGAGCUCACUCUCAUCUUCAAACGGCUAGGUACACCGACAGAGUCCUCUUGGCCUGGCGUAACCACUCACCCUCAAUUUAGCAAAGCUCUGACCUAUGGACCCCACCCCCCUUUGGGCCGUUUUCCCCUCUCCCCACAAUUUUCUCCCUCGGGUCAAGCUCUUCUCAGUAGCCUACUUGUUUACCCCGGCUCCCAUCGCAUUUUGGCCACCGAGGCCCUCAAACACGAGUACUUCUCCCAGCCUCUAACUAGCACGGCUACCACGACUACUUCAGGGCUAGGGACUGGAUUACCUCUUGAAGCAUUGGCGAAACUCCCCGAUUGUACCAGCGUGUUUGAAGUCCCUGGAGUGAGACUCUUUCGAGAUCCCGGAAUUGCUCCUCAGUUGCCCUCGGUAUCGAAAACUACUGCCCAUCAUGGCCAUAGGAGUACCAAUGGGGGUGGUGGUGGCGGUGGUGGUGGUGGAGUGAGCUAUCGAAACUCGAUGCCGGUGGUGUAUAAUGAAUUCAAUAAUCAACCGAAGCCUAGUCAAUCCCAUCUCAAUCAUCCUCAUCUCCAACAACCCACCAACAGCCAUUCAACACAUCUAUUUGCCCAACAAAAACCAUCCCAUCAUCAUCACCACCACCAUCAGCAACAACAGGCCUACAUCCAUCGACAAUCUAGCGUCACAGUCCCUCCACCCUUACCCCCACACCAAUCAGGUGCUAGUAGUGCAGCCACUGCCUUUGUCAGCGGUGGAAACACCGUCUAUCAGCGUCCAGUCUCCAUAGCAAUCAGUGGAAGCAGUUCCAGCUCCGUACGACCUCCAGUCAUUGCUCCUCGAUGCUACAUGCCCAUGCCCUCAAACGGAGGAAGCGGUAGUAAUAACAACAACGGCCAAUACUUCCAUCAACAACACAAAGGUGCCAGUGGAAUAAUCAGCUACGGACCUGGAGGUACCGGAGUGUUUCUAAAUUCUUGUGAUAUGAAACAGGCUCAGAGUUCUUCAGGGUCAGCGUCUAUGAACCUCUUUGGGCAGUAUGUGGGCCACCAGCAACAGCAGAAAUUGCAGUAUCAUAAUGGAAAUGGUGGACUUGUUGGAGGGGGGCCUAUUGCCUACAAUGCUCGCAUGAUUGGUAAGUGA